AUGAAGAAGCUGCGCUGCGAGGGAAUCUUCACGCACAGAGAAUACGAUGUGGUCACAGACCAGCCCCCCUACUAUAUCAUUUACAAGAGGAGCAGCGGAGGAGUGUACGAAGCGAGUGAGCACUUCAAUGGACUAACUGCAAUUAUAAAGGGGAAGAGAAAAAAUUAUGGGGAGCGCAAGGCGCAAGUGAUGAGUGAUUUCCUGCACAAGGUGUAUCGCGGAGGGACGGCAACUCCCCCGGGGAAAAAAACCACCACGAAGGAGAGACACAUCGCCCAGUUAAUGAAAAAUACAAACCCACUCUACGUUAGGAGCGAUUCCCUUGAGCAUAUCUACCGGGGGUGCUCCUUCCCCUACAGUUACUCCCCCGAGGGGGGGUUUCUCCAAGUGGAGAAGCAUUGCCUGUCUACUCCCACGAGGGGAAGCCAGGUGAAGCAGUCGAACCGGUUGAAUCGGCUAAGCCAGGUGAAGCAGUCGAACCGGUUGAAUCGGCUAAGCCAGGUGAAGCAGUCGAACCGGUUGAAUCGGCUAAGCCAGGUGAAGCAGUCGAACCGGCCGAACCGGCUGAGCACAAAAGGAAGACCGACGGUGAAAACAGGGAGGAAGAUCACCCAUCAGACAAGGACGACCCAUUUUGAGGACCACAUGAGGGAGCUCUUUCAUGAAAGGCUCAGGAUGAAAGAUAAGGGAGUAGCUGUUUUGCUGUCGUUCCUUUAUCAUCACAGGGUAGUACGUAAUUUGCGUGUUAAAAGUAUGAUCGAAAUGCAUAUAGAGAAUGGGGUGCCUUUAGGGGAGAGUCCUAGGCAUGGAGAGAAGCUGAAUAAGGGAAGGGGAUUCACCAAAGAAGUGUUUACUCUCUCGUUUGACAUGCAUGCAAGGAACGACAAGUGCGUCGAUUAUUUGUCAUUCUUUUUAAAUAAGUUCCACUGUGAGGAUGUAAAUGGUGAUACAUUUUUUACCAACUCCUUUUUGACUAAUCUGAUGUAUGUUCAUUCAAGGAGACUGAAGGAGGAAAUAUGUUACAAUAAUGACACUUUAGUGGAGGGACUCAAUAGGGGAGUGCUUCUUCUGUCCUACUUGUUUACGCAGAUGGGGAGAACAGACAGGCUGGUGAGUAGAGGCACAUCUAUUGCAAAAGCGAGACGAAGUUAUACCAUCGGGGUAGAGGACAGGGUUGUGUACAUACCUACUCUCUUUCGGGACCACCUCUACUUCCCAAGUGAUUAUAUCAUGUACUGGGAGGACUCCAACCAGCUGGAACGACAAAGAACCGUUGUUAACCUCACCGUAGAGAAGCAGUUCAAGGGGGAGGGCAUGAAGCGCGACUGCAGGGUGAUGGUGCGGGUGGCCUGUGAUGAGGCUGCUUGUGAUGAGGCUGCUUGUGAUGGGGCUGCUUGUGAUGGGGCUGCUUGUGGUGUAUCCCCCCUGCGCGACUGCACCGCCAUCGUGAUGGAUCUGCACCCGAACGGUGUUGUGCUAGACAAGGAGAGAUUGGCGAGUCCCCACCUUACUGCAUCCUUUGCAGAUAUAGAGAGUUACAAGUGUGUGGCCCCCCACUCUGUGACGAAGUAUCGAGUGAGCCUAUCACAGGGGAGACCCUCAUUUGGUGGGUUCACACUAGGUGGGUUAGCUCAGGGAACUGUCUCCCCUGAGCGGGAAGGGGAGGGCGAAUACCUGAGCGAGGCAUCUAUCGGGGAUCUCCCAGGUGUGGUACCUCUCCCCACCGCGGGGGAAGAUGCAGCGGGGGAAGGCACCGCGGGGGGGUCGUCCCACCAACCCUGCGCCGCCUUCUCCUUCGACAUACAAAUUAGCAGCAGGUACGUGGCCCCCUGUGAACGAGGAGAGCAGUUAAAGAGAAGCACCGCAAAAAAGGGAGUUCACCUGUCGGGGGGAGAGACUCCCCCCACCUAUGGGGAUAACACUUGCACAGACUACGACGCCGUGGUGUUAUCCAACGCAAAGGUGUUCCUAAACUGUGGAGGUGAUGGGAAGGAGAGUCCCACUACACAUCACAAUGAACGGAAUGCCACUCUGUACGCAGAUGCUAGACGUGUUUAUAUAAAGGGGGGGGAGGACAUGCUGAGCGUCCACACGAGGGACUUUUUUUUCUUCCUGAGUGAGGUGUCCUUCGUGCAGGUGUUAUCCCCCCGCUGGGAGGGUGAUAGGCAAGGGAGCAGCGCAGAAGGGAGCAAUGCACAGAGGAGCAGUGUAGAAGGGAGCGAUGUACAGCGGGGCGGAGACGGUCGCAAAGGAGAGGGGCCCCCCGCGACACUCGCCGCCAACCCCCUAGCUGCCUACUCCCUCGCCAGGACAAUAAACUACGAGAGUGUUAUGAACAAAAGGAUCAUUUACAACGAGAUCCUCUCGGGGGUCCCUCCCUGGCAGCAUGUGGCUGUGGCGAAUGAUCUAGAGAUGUUGAGAUGGCCCCCCCCUAGUGGGCAUGCCCCCGAGGGGGGGGCGGAUUACUACGUCGACGUGGUUUACGUUCACUCAGUGCCGCGUGGGUCCGACAGUUACUUGCACGUGAUGUGCGUGUCGGUGCUCACGUCGGCUCUGCUGGUCCUCUGCACGUUUGUCCUC
Molecule: messenger RNA, 2580 nt
Organism: Plasmodium cynomolgi strain B
Lineage: Eukaryota; Apicomplexa; Aconoidasida; Haemosporida; Plasmodiidae
Exons: 4
Source: RefSeq, a predicted model, not a curated record